AUGACAACCCAUUUACACCGACCAUAUCGCGAGCCGAACCACACUCAGGCAUGGCUGAUUGGCAGUGGUAUCGCGUCCCUCUCAGCAGCAGUGCACUUAAUCAAUGAUGCCAAAGUUCCUGCCGCCAACAUCCACAUUUUGGAUCUACAUUCCGGGUCUGGGGGUGGAAUGAACCCGUCUGGCGAUGCAGAAAAUGGCUAUUUUCUUCCGUUUGAAUGCCAUCCGCAUUUUUACGGCAGUUGCUUGGAGAAGCUCCUUUCUGCUGUCCCAAGCCAGACCGAAGCUAAUAAAUCGAUUCUGGAUGCGAUCCGGAGCUCUGGGCAAUUCCAACGGCCACCCCCGCAGGACUAUGCUCUUGCGAGAGCACUCAAGCAGGGAGAGUCGGGCCCAGAAGCGGUUGAUACGAAAGGCAUCCACAUUGGAGUGAAGAAUCGAAUGGCUUUGAUAAGACUUAUGCUGGAGAGUGAGAAGAUGCUUGGGUCGCAUACCAUCAAGGAUAUGAUGGAUGAAUCUUUUUUCGAGACAACAUUCUGGAUGCUCUGGGCCACAUCUUUCUCACUUCAGCCGUGGCAUAGUGCUGUUGAGUUUCACAGGCAUCUUCGAAAAUACCUAGAGGAUAUUCAGUCCCUCAAUAAUUUGAAGACUUCGAAUCGAACGGAGUACAAUCUCUACGAGUCUCUUAUAGUGCCCAUUACAGCCUAUCUAAACAAUGAAGGCAUCGACUUCCGCUUCAAUACCGAAGUGACAAAUAUCAGAAUAAAUCGUGAGGAACAGCCACACAUAGCCACUGAGAUUGAGCUACUCGAAGAUGGAACAGAGCACUACGUCAGAAUAGAACCUACUGAUGUUGUGGUCAUCACUUUGGGAGCAACCAGCAGUGGUGCGGCUUUAGGGACAAACAACUCUCCACCUCCAAACUUGUCCUCGGGAUGGGAAGAUCGGAUGCUCUGCGACUGGCGCUUAUGGCAGAAACUCUCUCAGGUAUCUCCUAACUUCGGAGACCCCACUAACUUUCUAUCACAGAGUCUCAGGUCCGCCGUGGAAUGCUUUACCACCACUUUCAAGGGCCCCGAAUUUAUGAAAUUAUAUGAGACGCUUACCCACGAUCGGCCAGGGACAGGUGCAUUAGUGACACUGACUGAAACCAACUGGUCAAUUACACUCAGUAUCCCUCACCAACCCGUCUUCCAUGGCCAGGCAAACGAUGUCAAUAUUGUCUGUGGUUAUGCCUUGAGUCCACUCAAUGAGGGAAACUACGUGAAAAAGCCAAUGUAUGAGUGUUGUGGGGAGGAGAUUCUUACAGAGGUUCUCUCCUGGCUCAGAUUCCCUAUCGAGUCCAUUCUACCCAGUUCUAAAACCAUUCCAUGCGGAAUGCCUUUGGGCACUGCUCCAUUCCUAACACGUGGCGAUAGGAGCCGUCCGCAAGUCAUUCCGGAUAAUACUGGUAACAUUGCUUGCGUUGGCCAAUUUGUCGAGAUUAUGGAUGACACCACUUUGAACAUGGAUUAUAGUGUGCGCGGGGGACAGAUUGCUGUGACUGAGUUAAUGGGCUUGCCGGAGAAACCAGAAAAGCUCAAGAAGAGCUUACUCCUCGAGAUAUUUGAUUUGAUAAUUUGA
Messenger RNA from Penicillium antarcticum, 1617 nucleotides. RefSeq names its product oleate hydratase. The transcript has 2 exons. The record is from RefSeq and is a predicted model, not a curated record. Lineage: Eukaryota; Fungi; Ascomycota; Eurotiomycetes; Eurotiales; Aspergillaceae. Gene Ontology annotation, molecular function: oleate hydratase activity; FAD binding. Bases 1 to 1617 code for a protein of 538 amino acids. Gene Ontology annotation, biological process: fatty acid metabolic process.